AUGCCGCGACGCUCGGGUCACUCCAACCCGGAUGAUCAGAAUGAGAACAAUUUACGUGUCUGGGUAGGGAACAUCCCGCCUUCUGUGACUUUUUCGUCGCUGGUAUCGGCCUUGCGGGACUGCGAACUGCCUACGUGGACACAUGUGUUACUGAAGAAGGGCGCCAAUCGGAAUUUUGCGUUUAUUUCCUUCGCUGAUAUUGAAGAUGCCAAAACGUGCGCACGGAUACUUCACAAUCGCCGCGUCUUUUCAGACUCCGAAGUACCUCUGAAGGCGCAAUUGGAGAAGCCUCGAGAUGGUAAUGAUUUACCGUCCGGCAGUGCCAAUUCAGCGGAUCUGAAGGGAUCACAUAGCUCCAAUCGCCAAAGAUCGGGCUAUAAAACCAACCUAGAGGGUGCAACCCACGUGUACGAAGUGUUGCAGGACGCAGACGAGUCGACGUUGUGGCACGUUUACAAGAACGAGGAUGGCAUUCCGUACUAUUACAACCACAUUACAGGCUGUACGCAGUGGGAGAGUCCGAUUCAACCGUUGGUUGCCGUUGCGAACUCGGUGAAUGAGCGUACCCGUGUGGGAUCGCCGGACGGCACGAAUUUGUUUAUUUUUCACAUCCCCUCAUGCUGGACGGACGAAGACCUUGCCAUGCACUUCACUCCUUUCGGCAAUGUUGUUUCGGCUAGGGUGCAGAAAGAUGCCAAUGGACUCAAUGCAGGUUUCGGUUUUGUUAGUUACGACAACUGCCAGAGUGCAGCUGCGGCACUACGUUUAAUGAAGGGCUACGCCACUAAUUCAAAGUUUUUGAAGGUCGAGUACAAGAUGAAGGAAAAUGUACGCGGCUAA
Messenger RNA from Babesia ovata, 840 nucleotides. Its product is annotated as clustered-asparagine-rich protein. Gene Ontology annotation, cellular component: ribonucleoprotein complex; cytoplasm; nucleus. The transcript is spliced from 3 exons. NCBI's taxonomy places the organism in Eukaryota, Apicomplexa, Aconoidasida, Piroplasmida, Babesiidae. The coding region runs from base 1 to 840 and encodes 279 amino acids. Gene Ontology annotation, molecular function: protein binding; mRNA binding. The record is from RefSeq and is a predicted model, not a curated record.